Molecule: messenger RNA, 841 nt
Organism: Anopheles maculipalpis
Lineage: Eukaryota; Metazoa; Arthropoda; Insecta; Diptera; Culicidae
Exons: 3
Coding region: 11-841 (276 amino acids)
Source: RefSeq, a predicted model, not a curated record
CACUAGAAAGAUGCAGCAAUUGAAGUUGUUGUUUGUGCUUUUACUGUCCAGCGCAUCCGUACGAGGAUUCUGGUGGUCUACCAGCCAGACCAGUGAUCCACCAGUACCCAGCAAACAGGUGCAAUAUGUCCGGGCCUUUACUUACCAACCGGUAGCAUUUCCGGCGCACUCGCUAAUGGCACCACCGUCUCCAUACAAGUUCAUCCAGGCUAGUCCAGCGUCCAUCAUACCAACGGCAAAGCAGAUUGCACCGGUGCAACCGACAAGCAGUCAGCCGGUGCCGCAAGUCCAGCAGCAGAGUGGCAGUAGUCCAUUUAGUAGCUUUUUUGGCAAUGCUUUUGGAGGAAUGGGCCAAUCCGUCGGUGGAUCAUUGCCAUCGUUUCAACAGCAACAGCAGCAGCAACACCAACAGCAUCAGCAGCAUCUACAGCAAGUUCAACAGCAGCAGCAGCAGCAGCAGCAACAGCAGCAGCAGCAGCAACAGCAGCAGCAGCAGCAACAGCAACAUCAGCAACAGAUAGUACAGGUACCAUCAUCACCCCCAGUGACACCUUCACCUACCGAAGUACCACCGGUAAAUCAAGGGCCUCCAUCCGGUGCCGGAUUUUACGGCCAGCAGCAUCCGAGCAAAUAUCCCUACUUUACCAUGGACCACGUGCAGUACCUGUCGAGCCUACCGUCCAACGCACCGCACACGCCCCAGGUGCAGUUUGUGCCGUGCAUGUGCCCGAUCGCGGUCAAUGUGCAGAGUCACGGGGAGGUCGCCGACAAGCGGUUAGAUGAAACGGGCACAACCGACGCGGAAGUGGUCGUACCGAGCGCAGGUGAAAGUGAAAAGUGA